Molecule: messenger RNA, 249 nt
Organism: Meloidogyne enterolobii
Lineage: Eukaryota; Metazoa; Nematoda; Chromadorea; Rhabditida; Meloidogynidae
Source: the annotation of a GenBank genome assembly
AUGCCUCCUCAAACAUGUGAACACGCCGACAAAACAAUAACUUUAGAAUCGCAUCCACACAUUUCUGGUUUAACUUUAGCAACUAUCCAUCCAUGCAGACACGCACCUGUUAUGAAACGUUUAAUUGAACAAUUUCAGGAAAGUGGGAAAGAAUUGCUUGUUAUCGAUUAUUUGUUUGUUUUUCUAAAAUUUGUACAGGCAGUAAUUCCAACUGUUGAGUAUGACUACACUCGUUCAAUUCACUUUUGA